Scheffersomyces coipomensis is the source of this 2946-nucleotide messenger RNA. RefSeq names its product Mtr10p (gene MTR10). The record is from RefSeq and is a predicted model, not a curated record. Gene Ontology annotation, cellular component: cytoplasm. Gene Ontology annotation, molecular function: small GTPase binding. The transcript has a single exon. Gene Ontology annotation, biological process: protein import into nucleus. Lineage: Eukaryota; Fungi; Ascomycota; Pichiomycetes; Serinales; Debaryomycetaceae. The coding region runs from base 1 to 2946 and encodes 981 amino acids.
AUGUCCAAUCCAGAUGCAAUCCAGCAGCUAAAGCUGGCUUUGGAUACCAUGUACACCAAUGCUGAUCAAACUAGUAAAAUGACAGCAACUCAUUUCCUAGAAUCAUUCCAAAGAUCUCAAGAAGCAUGGGAAAUAGUUCAUACUGUCUUGAAUGAUGAUUCUAUUACUGAUAUUCAAUUCAAACUAUUCGCGGCUCAAACUUUAAGAUCAAAAGUUACCUAUGAUUUAUCUCAUUUGCCUGAAUCAAACUAUGAAAAUUUAAAGAAUUCAAUCAUUGAAUUAUUAAAGAAAUAUUCCACUGAAAAUCAACAAAAAUUGAUUAGAAUUCAAUUAUCCAUUGCAUUAUCUCAAUUAUGUUUACAAUACUUAUCAUGGUUGAACCCUAUUCCUGAAAUAAUCUCUCAAUUAUCUUCAAAUCCUCAACAAUUAUCAUCAUUAUUAGACUUUUUAAAAAUUUUACCCGAAGAAUUAACUGAUAUUAAAAAAUCAACUUUAACAGAUGAAGAAUUCGAUUCAAGAAUAAAAAUCUUAAUCACUAAUAAUGUAGAACAAAUCUUACUGAUCUUAAAAGAUUUAGUUGAUUCAUCAUCAUCUACUAAUAAUAAAGAUUCAAAAUUAAAUUCAUUAAUCUUAGAUUGUCUUAAUAGUUGGAUUAAAGAAUUCCCUAUUGAUAAAAUCUUACAAAUCAAUUCAUUAACUAAUUUAAUAUUUCAAAGUUUAUUAGAUGAUUUAACGUUUGAUAAAUCGAUUGAAUGUCUUAUUACUAUCAUUAGUGAAACAAAAGAUUUUGAUAAUUUUGAAAUCAUUGAUGCAUUAUAUCAACAAAUCUUACAAUUGAAUAACUAUGUCAUUUCCAACCCAGAUUUCUUACAAGAUUCAGAUAAAGUAAGUGGAUUAACUAGACUUUAUGUCGAAGCUUGUGAAUCUUGGCAUGCAUUAAUUGCUAAAAAUCCAAAACAUUUUAAACCUUUAGUGGAAAUCUUAUUAGAAGCUUGUAAAUAUGAUGAAGAUUUGGAUAUUGUAAAGUAUACGUUUUAUUUUUGGUAUUUAUUAAAACAAAUCAUUACUUUACCAAAAUUUGAAGAAUCAAGAUUAGUAUUUUCAAGUGUUUAUGAAGAAUUAAUUUCCAUUAUUUUAAAACAUUUAACUUAUCCAACUCCAACCAUUGAAAAAGAUAGUAAACAAAGUAAUAAUGAUGAUGAUUUAUUCGAUGGGGAUAAAGAACAAGAAGAUAAAUUUAAAGAAUUUAGGUAUGAAAUGGGUGAUGUUUUAAAAGAUUGUUGUUCAGUAGUAGGUACCACCACUGCUUUAAAUAUUCCAUUUAAACAAAUUCAACGAAUUUUAUCAUCAAAUGAUACUAAUGCUUUCUAUUGGCAAUAUUUAGAAGCUCCAUUAUUCUCUAUGAGAACUAUGGCAAAAGUAGUAUCAACCAAAGAAAAUACUAUCUUACCUAGUAUAAUGUCAUUUUUAAUUAAAUUACCUGAACAUCCUAAAAUCAGAUAUGCUGCCACUUUAGUAUUAGGAAGAUAUAGUGAAUGGACUGCCAAAAAUCCUCAAUUCUUAGCUCCUCAAAUCACAUAUAUUGUCAAAGGUUUUGAAAUCAUUAAAUUAAAUCCAACUGAUACUAAAAAUAAUCAAGAUAUUAUAAUAUCAGCCUCAAGAGCAUUGAUGUAUUUCUGUAAGGAUUGUUCUAGUUUAUUAGUGGAAUAUCUUGAACAAUUAUACAUGUUAUAUGGUCAAAUUAAUGAUCAAUUGGAUAUCGAAUCCAAUUAUGAGUUAGUUGAUGGUUUAGCUCAUGUUAUUCAACAAGUUCCACCAGCAAAUUUAUAUAAGACUACCGAAAUGUUCAUUGAACCAACUUUGAAUAAGAUCCAACAAUUGACUAGUACAGGACAAUCCACAUCAGAAGAUUUCAAUAUUCAAUUAGCUGAUCAAAUAGAAAUCUUAACUAUAUUCAUUAAAGUCUUACGUACGAAAGAUUUUACUGGUUCAGGUUUCCCAGUUUGUGACUUAUUCAUUGCCAAGAUUUGGCCUAUCGUCCCUCAAAUUUUAAAUAAAUAUGGAUUGAAAUCAGUCAUAGUUAGUGAAAGAUGUUUAAAACUUUUAAAGGCAAGUAUUCAAUCAUAUAGUACUUACUUAAACAAGUUAUUACCUGAAAUAGCCAUGAUCUUACAUGAAGGAUUCAAAACCACUAAAUUUGGAUGUUACCUUUGGGUAUCAGGGAUUUUAAUUCGUGAAUAUGGUGAUGAAUAUACCAGUGAAGAAAUUAAAGAAUCAGUUUAUCAAUUUGGAAUAUCUCAAAGCUUUACAUUUUUUGAAUUAAUCUUUAAUGAAAGUAAUGAUGAAAGUAUUAAAAAUAUGCCGGAUGUCAUUGAUGAUUUCUUUAGAAUGAUUGAUGAUUUAUUAAUGUAUUAUCCAUUCAAAGUGAUUCCAAACUUGGACUUUUUGAAAUCAAUAUUAAAGUUAAGUUUAAUUAAUUUCCAAUUGAUUAAUGAAUAUGAACCAACCAUCUCAUGUGUUCAUUUCCUCAUUGAUUUAGUUAGUUGGGGAUCAUCAAAUCCACCAAUUUCAUUAUUUAAUGAUGAAAAUCCUGAAUUUAUAAAGAAAUCAGUUCAAGAUUUCUUAAUCUUAGAUAACAAUGGUGGUGCAUUAUUACAAGCUAUUAUAAAUGGAUUAAUAUUUAAAUUUAAUAUCGAUACUCAUCAAGAUAUAAAUGAUUUAAUAUUAAAAAUAUUGGUGGUGAUACCUGAUUCAAAUAUAUCGAUCAAUUGGUUACAUCAAGUAGUUCAAUCUUUACCCAAUGUUAAUAAUAAAGAAAUUGAAAAAUUAAUCAAUACUUUAGGUGUUGCAUUGGUUAAUAAAGAUAAUAGAAGAGUUAGAUCUUCUUUAAAAGAUUUUGUUAAUUGGUAUUCUCGUAAAAAUGUGAAACCAAGAUCAGAAUUCUAA